CAGCUACCGACGUUCGCCGGUAACCCAGAGGAGUGGUCCGUGUUCGAAAACGCGUUUUAUGAGACGACGGAACUAUGUGGUUUCUCUGACGGAGAAAAUAUUAUAAGGCUGCAACAAGCAUUAAAAGGAGAAGCGUUUAAAACAGUCCAGGGGAGACUCAGGAAAGCAGCUAACCUCAAAGAAGUCAUGCAAGAGCUCAAAUCAUCGUUCGGACGUCCAGAAGUAGUUGUGAAAACGUUGUUGAGCCAGAUUCGACGACAGGUACCCCCGAGAGCAGAAAAGUUGGAGACGCUUGUGCAGUUCGCCGUAUCCGUGGACGAAAUGUGUGCUGCUGUGAGAAACAACGGGGUCGAGGAGCGUUAUGAUGGACCCGUGUUGGAUGAGCUCGUUGGUCGUCUCCCUCCGAUGAUUAAGCUGAUGUGGGGCAUACACAGUCUUACGUUGUCAAAGGUCAACCUGGCUGCAUUCGGAAAGUGGAUGCAAACCAUUAAGCAUGCAGCCCAAGCGGUAACGAGCCCUGCAAAUCUUAUCGAACCACGAUGCAGUAAGUAUUUGCACAUGCAUACUACUAAUCCCUCCUCGCAGAACUCCACAGAAGCCGUUUGUGCAUGCGAUAACGGCUGCGUUCGCUUAUACGAAUGUGACGGAUACUGGCAGAAAAGCGUAGCAGAUCGCUGGGACAUCAUUAAGCGGAACUACUUGUGUAAAUGUUGUUUGAAAAAACAUCGUGCGCCCUGUAAAGAGACGAGAGUAUGCGGCAAAGACGGAUGUACUGUAAAACACCACCCGUCACUACACAAUUCGGCAGGUAAGGGAAAACACGAAGCAAAUUUCUCUCACUCUACAGCCACCGACGAGAACAUACUAUUGCGAUACGUGCCAGUUGAGCUGCAGGCUGUAGGAAAGACGAUCAGAACAGUUGCUUUUCUCGACGAAGGAGCGUCAGUAUCACUAAUCGAACAUUCGCUAGUUGACGAGCUGGAACUUGAAGGGACAAACCGACCUCUUUGUUUGAAAUGGACUGGAGGACAACAUCGCACUGAACCAGAUUCAAAACAGCCCUCAGGAACAACUGGAAGACGUCACAACUGUACGCAGAUCAAUUUUGGAAAAAAUGGUUAGCUUCUUAUCUGCCUACGCUCACCCGUCGCAGCAAAUGGUUUGAGACCCAGCCGCCAUUGCAAUUAGGAGACCUCGUGCUGAUUGUCGAUGACGCCCUACCAAGAGGAUGCUGGCCUAAGGGAAAAAUCGUACAGCUCGUACCUUCGAAGGACGGAACAAAUCGGCGUGUGCACGUACAGCUUGCGAACAAA
Messenger RNA from Anopheles merus, 1313 nucleotides. RefSeq lists its product as uncharacterized. Bases 187 to 1122 code for a protein of 311 amino acids. Lineage: Eukaryota; Metazoa; Arthropoda; Insecta; Diptera; Culicidae. The transcript has 2 exons. The record is from RefSeq and is a predicted model, not a curated record.